Messenger RNA from Zasmidium cellare ATCC 36951, 798 nucleotides. RefSeq lists its product as uncharacterized. The record is from RefSeq and is a predicted model, not a curated record. Lineage: Eukaryota; Fungi; Ascomycota; Dothideomycetes; Mycosphaerellales; Mycosphaerellaceae. Bases 1 to 798 code for a protein of 265 amino acids. The transcript has a single exon.
AUGCAGAGUUUCCCAUUCCCCAACGCCAGCACUGGCUCCGGUGAUCUUCCACCACCAUACUCAACACCGCCGAUGCCAGAGCACUCCUGCCCCACAGCCGCCACAGCAUUCAAGAUCCUCGAAGAAACCCGUCAGUCCAAGGACUGGUCCAUGGAUACCAGUCGUGAAGGCCGCUAUUCGAUAGAUACAAAUCUCAGAGCAAGCCUGAUCACUUUGCUUCUUUCACUACCAACUUCGCUCCUAAUUCCAAGUCGUAAGACACGAGAUCUGCCGUCACCAAAACACAACCGCCAAGCCAUUUCCUUCUCUAACAUGAAGCGAUCAGACAGCCUUGAAUCCAACAGUUGGACCGAACCACCACCUCCAUACUCGUCAAUGCCAGAGCGUAUAUGCUCUACGACUGCCGAGGCUUUGGAAAUCAUCAAGGAGCAACGCCUGUGCCCUUUCAGCGUCUUUGAAGAGAGGUAUGGCACUCUCAUCGACUCAAAGCCGGCCGUGGUUGAAUGUCGUGUCACGGAAAUUCGCAAGGAACUGGAGCAGAUUAUUUCCGCUGACUAUCUAUGCUAUGAGCGUUCCACGAGAAUCGUGUAUGCCGGGCACCGAUUUACGUUCACAGAUCCUGACGUUGGGCGUGGCUUUCACAACACUUUGCAGAUUGAGCAUGACAAGAAAGCAAAGGCUCUGAAGCGGAGGACGCGGAAAUUGGGAGUGCGCAUGCUCGUAUUUGAUCUCAACCUGUUGGCCAAAUUAAAGUCAAAGAUUGAGAAGCGGCCUUUGCCGAUGGGAGACUAUGUUUGA